ACUACUGAGUUUUCUUCUGCAUUAAUGGUUUGUCAUUGAAUGUUUGUUUAUUGAACUGAAUCUGAUUCUGCAUUAAUGGUUUGUCAUUGAACGCUUUGCUAUUGAACUGAAUUUGAUUUUGUAUUAACGAUUUAUCAUUGAACGUUUUGUCAUGUUAAACUAUUUAUCUGGCAUGCUUAAAAUUUUAUCCACGGGCUAUCCAUAUAUCUACUUACUGAAAUAUUUUAUCUCACCUAGUUUUCCUUGUCCACAAUUUCAAGAAGCGAAGUCAAGGACGGAGAAAAACGAGGGGAGUGACGAGUUAGAAGACUAGCCAUCUUGUAAAUUGAACAUGAAUUUUAGAUAUAAAUCAUGAUCUUGUAAGCUAGAGUGUAUUGGAGAUUUUAUGAUAUCAAAGCAAAUUUUAAAAUUUUAUCUUCAGAUUUUGUGGUCUUUAAUUGUAGUAUGAUAAGUUUCAAGCCUUGUGCAUUUGUGGGACCCUCUUACAAGUGUACGGCGUCUGCUACGUCCCCAGAUUUGGGUUCUAAGGCGUGACAGAAACUAUGUACAAAAGUUUUAAAAAAUAAUAAAAAGGGAAAAGAUAU
This is a messenger RNA of Rubroshorea leprosula, 584 nucleotides long. Lineage: Eukaryota; Viridiplantae; Streptophyta; Magnoliopsida; Malvales; Dipterocarpaceae. The record is from the annotation of a GenBank genome assembly.